AUGGAAGAUAGCCUUCAAAAUGUCAAAUCAGUGCAUGUGAAAGCUUUGAUUCAAAUAAUGCACAGAUACUUUAAGUACUUCAAGCACUCUUUUCUCAAUCUAUUAGACAGAAUCAUCUGUCUAGAUGAGAAGGACAGUAUGAUUAAGGGCGUAUAUAAGUUACUUGAGAAGUUUUACUCAGAGAUGUCAAAAAACUAGCAACUAAGCAAAGUUGAUGUGAAUUCUUUGAUGACCAGUGUAAUUGAGCAAUUAGUCACCAUUUACGGAAUGACUAAGAUAAACUCACAAAUACAGUACAGAGCUGCUUUCAUGCUUACUCAAAUCUGCAAUAAUUUUGGGUUAGUAGAAAAUGAUCGACUCAACCUUCCACAAGAUUUAAAACUUUCACUGAUAGAGGCAACUAUAGACAUGCUUCAUUCAUCAAGAUCCACUAUUUAAAUUUAUGGAGUACAGCUCUGUGCUAAUAUGGCUAACUAAAAUAGACCCAAUGAUUAGCUCUUUAUGAACUUAAUGAAUGUUAUGACUCACAACAAACUUAGAGAUGUGAGAAAAGCAGCCUUACAUCAUCUAUAAUCUCCUUUCUCUGAAGUAGCUUUACUGUUCUUGGGCAAGCGCUUAAGGGACAAAGAUGAUGAUGUCCGAAAGUUAGCUUUCUAAAAGCUCCGUAAAAAUGGUAUUUAAAUAGAACAUUUCAAGAGCAAAGAAUAAAUAAUGCUCAUAAUGAAAGAAGGCUUGACAGAUAAUAAUGAAAAUGUGAGGGAACAGUGCAUUGAAUUUUUAAAGCCAUCACUUUUUAAUGAAGAUGGGACUCUUUAAGAUUUGAGUCACCUAUUCAAAAUUAUUGACUGUAAAAAGAUGUUUGUGAAGGAAUACUACAUGCAAUUGCCAUUCAUUAUUAUGAGAUUCAUUUUUCAUUGUCUUGGAGAAGAAGAGGUUAAACUUUGUUAAUACCUUGAACAAAUCUUAAAGAGACUUAGAGACCUUGCUGGGAUUAGUUAGAAUUAAUAAGACCAUGAUAUGAAUCACGAAAUUGUGCUAUUUGAAGAAAUACUAUUCCUAAGAAUCGCUUUUGAGUUUACAAAGAUGUAUAAAAAAGAUAGGUAAUAGGAGUAUCUUGAAAGGAUAGAUGAAAUCUAAGUAGAUUUUGAAUAGUAUCAGAAGAUUUUCUUUUACCUUCUAAAAAAUCCACCCAUGAUUAAAGUUUAAAAUCCCGACAUGAAGAGUGAUUUAAGCAAGAAUGAUGACUUGCAAAAAGAACUAAUGAUGCCUGAUAGACUUGUCUUUAGUGAAUGGCUUAAAUUCUCACUAUAACUCUCAAUUGAGGAUGAAAUAACAAGAAGGAAUUUAGUUUCUUUGAUGUUUAAUUACAUUGGCAAGACUCGAUACUCGUAUCUAGAUUAUUAGUACUUCUUGAGGCAUUCAAGAUUCAUACUUAAAGACUCUGAUGAAGAGAUGUCCUUUGGAUUGUAGCAGAGCAGUGACAAUUCUUCUGAUUAUGAAGCUGAUUUUGAUGAAAUUAAUGAACAAUAAAAUCAAGAAGAAUAAAUCAUUUAGAUAGAAAUCAGAGCAUUUGGUGAUUUAAAUAUGCAAAAAGAUAUUCUUGAGUACUGCAAACCAUUCUCAUUUGAGUCACUUGUAGUUGAUUCUGAUGAUGUCUGUAGAAUAGCGGUAAUGGUUGCUAGAAAGCUUUUAGAUCAAAGAAUAGAUGAGUUUUCGCUCAGCAUGCUGCAAGCUAUUUCUGAUAUAAAGGAACCAUUGGAAGAAAAUAGUGAGGAUGGUAGUUUUAAUUUCAAAAAGUAAAAAGAGCAAGUAUACUCUAAAUUAGAAAGCAAGCUAGAGAGCGUGAAUGAACUUAUAAUGCAGGAUGAUUAUUCGAUCUAAGACUUGAAUGUACUAAUGAGAAAGGUCAAGGGAUAUGUAAAUCUAAUCGAAGAGAUUAAUCUAAAGGAAAAACUUAGCUACAAGAGAGCUUUGAAUAUGUGCCUAAUUCUUUUAAAGCAGUGCAGAGCAGAUGUUAAUGAUCAGAAUUUGAUAUCAAUAUGCGAUACAUUAAUAGCACCAACUAUAUCAUCUAAAGAUAAGGAUAAUAUGAUUCUAGCAAUUGAAUGUAUUGGGCUGCUCUGCCUCCUUGAUAAGGAACUUUUCGAGAAUUACUCAAAGAUAUUCUAAAGAAUAUUAGUGGAGGAUAUUAUGGAAGAAAACUUAAGAGAUAAAAUCAUAGCUCUCAAGUCUAGUGUAGAUUCUCUGAUUAUUCAUGGAGUGAAUUAAAAGACUUAAAAGUUAUAAAAGAUCAUAGUAGAGGAUUACAUGGUUAUUAAGGAUAAGAUUCUUAGACAAAUUACGAUUGAAGGUAUUUGUAAGAUGCUAUUCUCUAGAAAACUAACCCUCAACACUGACAAUGAGGAAAUGGAAUUCCUUCUCUCUUAACUAAUCAUUUAGUGGUUUGAUAAGAAAUUCAACUGGUAAAAUUCAUUAGUACGAUAAAUACUCAACACUUUCUUCAAGUCAUUUGUGUUGUUUUCCUAGCAAAGAUGCGAAAUCAUGCUUAGAGCAUGUAUGAAGAUCAUAUUCAGCAUUAUGGAAUCGAAAUACAAUGAAAUUAAAAAAAUCAAGAAUGUUAAAAAGAAGAGUGCAAAUUAAACUCAAAUUUAGAAACCCAAGAAUAAUAAAAAAAGGCUAUUUGAAUGUGAUGACGAUGAUGAUGAUGAAUCUGAAGAUUUUAGUGUUGAUGAAGAGGACUUCUAUAGCGAUGAUUCUAGAUGUGGAUCCCAGCAAGCCCUGAUGCAAAAUAUUGUUAAGGAAUUGGAUCCAAUCUAGAUCACAAAAAUUUUCAUGCUGCUAUUGUCAAGAGAUUACAUAAACCAAAAUGCUGCAAAAGAGUUCAAACUUAAUAAAGAUUUGAACAUAGAUUUCUUGCUUUAAAUAUGCUACUUAAAUGCUGAGGUGCUAAAAAAAGUUGCUAUUGUUAAGGAAUUCAUCAAUUAGGUGCUAGACUAUGUAGAUGUAAAUAAAUGCUCAAAUUGGAAAUAACUGGAAAUUCUUGGAAGAUAUAUUGAGAUAAAUGCAAAUAUGUUGAUUUAAGGUAACCUCAAAUUGAAAAAACUUAAAGAAGUAAUUGAUAAGAAAGUAGCUUAAUUGUAAAAAGAUGAAGCAGAAUAUGAUCAUCUAUUGGAUGGAGGAGCAGAAGAUUAUAAAGUCUAAAUGCUUGAAAACCUUAAGUAAUUAACAGCUGAUCUCUCGGAAUACUAUGAGAAAGAAAUAUUUGAUACAGUUGUCGAUCUUGUUGUGGACGAUGACCAAGAAUAUUAGGAAAUCAACAGUCUUUAGGUGUAAGGGUUAGAUAGAUCUAUGUACUCUCCUUAUGCCCUAAAAAAUAACAGAAUGAGCAACGUUUCUGAAUCUAUGAAUUAAGAUACUACCAAUUAAAGAGUAUUAAGACGUAGAAGUGGACUUAGAAGCAAUUCGAAAACCAAAGAAAAUCAAUAUAAUAACAGCGUUCCAUUAGCCAAUAAAAAGUUAAGAGCUAUUCCUGAAGUCGAAGAAAUAAAAGAUAUUAGCUCUUCUGAAAAACCAAAAAUGACUGCUAAACUUUGUGAGACUAUUCUUGAGGAAAAAGAUAUUACUCAAGAUAAUAUUGUUGACAAGGAUUUUAACGAAAAUGAGGAUGAAUAUAUGUCAAGUAGCAGUGGAUUUAAAAAUGAGAUUAAUGAGAGAAUCAAGCAUGACUAAAGGUAUAUAGAGGAAAGAUAACACAGACAUGGAGUCAUGGCAAGAAUUUCUAAGAAAAUGGCAAGAGACUUUGAAUACAACAAAAAGAAAUCAAUUUAGAGUAACUCAGCCUCGUCAUGCACAUAGAUAAAUGAGCAAAGAAUGAAGGAAGAAUAUCAUGAUGGGAGAACAGUUUUUAAGAUAUCAAAGCAUAAAUCAAUUAGUCCAAUUAAUAAUAACUAAAAGGGAAGAGACAAUCAAUAAAACUUCUAGGCUAGCAAUUAAGGAUUAUAAUUUAAUAAGGAGCUGAACGAACUGUUAUAGGAAGGUAACGAAGUUGCUCACAACUUGUCAGUUAGAUUUGAAAAUAUUCAGUCUUCAGACUUGAAAGAUCCAGAUACCAAUAGAAAAGAAGUAUAUAGCAUGGAUGACCAAAAUGACUAUGAUUCAAGGCUGAACAUCUCAAGUAUAAAGAAGGAAGUUAAGAAAGUGCAAAAGAAAUCUCAGUCUAGAAAUAGAAAAGGUAUUAAAAAAGAUUAGAUAUCUCAAAAAUAAGCAUAGCAAUAGUAGCAGUCACAAGUUCAAAGUAGAUCAUUUGUAAUGAAUGAAAAUGCAUUUAAGCCACAAAUAAAAGCACCCGUAGUAUAACCAAUCAUUACAAGAAGAAUGAUGAAAUCUAUAUCAAGUUAAUCAAUGAAUCAUAACAGCAGCAAAAACUAGGACUCCAACGAUGAAAAUGAAAGCGACUCAAGUGGUUCAAAUGUCUUUGCGUUUAUGGAGAGUGAUCUAACUAAAAAGAAAAAAGAAGCCCUUGCAAGGUAGAGAGUGCAAGGCGCAAUGAAUAAAUCUGAUAAUAAUCUUAGAGUUCCUCAUCAAUAAAUGAAAGGGAAGAGUAUUGGAAAAAGGACUCAAAAAGACUACGAUGAGGAUGAAAUGGAUGGCUAUAAGGAUAGUAACCAUAAUAGCUUUAGAUUAGAUAGAAGCAAAGAGAAUAUUAAACCUACUAAUCGUCCAGCCCAAGGAUAGAAAAAAGGAAGCGUGAGAAACAAAAAAUGA
Stylonychia lemnae is the source of this 4764-nucleotide messenger RNA. The record is from the annotation of a GenBank genome assembly. NCBI's taxonomy places the organism in Eukaryota, Ciliophora, Spirotrichea, Sporadotrichida, Oxytrichidae.